AUGAGCGAUCCCGCCUCGAGGUCCCGCCACCAGCUCGCGGCGCCGGCCCAGGUACCUCCCUGGCUGGAAACUCCCCCCGAUCGGGCUCACCUCUCGCUUGAACGCCAAGUCGCUCCCGUCGUCAUUUCGAUCCGUUCGUCAUUUCCGCCGUCCGCCGAGAAAGACGUUCAGGGUAGCUUCGGCCAGAGCAAGCAGCAGGCCGACGCCGGUGGACGAUCCCCAGCCCAGGUCAGUCAGCGCGCCGCAUCCGGUCUCGCACACAUGGCCUGGCCGAAUCAAAUGCCGACGGGACCAGGCGCAGGAAUGACUGCUGCUGCUGCUCGCUGCUUCGCUCUCCACGUUGUGUGAUGCACAAAAGUCAAAAAGGUCCCUCGCCAGACGAGGAUUAGCACAUUACCUACCAAUUACACAACGCCCGCCCGGCUCCCCACUCCCCACCCCGUGUGGGCACGCGCCCAGGGAGGUCGGGUCCAGC
Gaeumannomyces tritici R3-111a-1 is the source of this 475-nucleotide messenger RNA. RefSeq lists its product as hypothetical. Bases 1 to 348 code for a protein of 115 amino acids. The record is from RefSeq and is a predicted model, not a curated record. Lineage: Eukaryota; Fungi; Ascomycota; Sordariomycetes; Magnaporthales; Magnaporthaceae. The transcript is spliced from 2 exons.